AUCGGGGCUCGGGCUCGGUCUCGCGGUGUUUUCAACGCCCCGCAGAGGUGCCACCUCUCGGGGCCCAGCGAUCGGGGCGCGGGGCCGGGAGCGGUCCCUGGAGGAGCGGGAGCCGGGCUUGGCCCGGGCCGCUGGCCGGUGAGGGGGCGGGGGGCGGGGCCUGCGCCUGGCCGAGUAGGGGUGCGCGCUGGGGGAGAGCAGGAAGUGUCAAUGAGCAGAGAUGGAUCAAGAAGGUGGGGGAGAUGGGCAAAAAGCCCCGAGCUUCCAGUGGCGGAACUACAAGCUCAUCGUGGAUCCCGCCUUGGACCCUGCCUUGCGCAGGCCUUCGCAAAAGGUCUACCGCUACGAUGGAGUCCAUUUCAGCGUCAACGACUCUAAGUACAUCCCGGUGGAAGACCUGCAAGACCCCCGCUGCCAUGUCAGAUCCAAAAGCAGAGACUUUUCCCUCCCCGUGCCCAAGUUCAAGCUGGAUGAAUUCUACAUCGGACAGAUCCCCCUGAAGGAAGUGACUUUCGCAAGGCUGAAUGACAACGUGCGGGAAACCUUCCUGAAGGACAUGUGCCGCAAGUAUGGCGAGGUGGAAGAGGUGGAGAUCCUGCUUCACCCCCGCACUCGCAAGCACCUGGGCCUGGCCCGGGUGCUCUUCACCAGCACCCGGGGCGCCAAGGAGACAGUCAAGAACCUGCACCUCACCUCCGUCAUGGGCAACAUUAUCCACGCCCAGCUUGACAUCAAAGGACAGCAGCGAAUGAAGUACUAUGAACUGAUUGUCAAUGGCUCCUACACCCCUCAGACUGUGCCCACAGGGGGCAAGGCCCUCAGCGAGAAGUUCCAGGGCUCUGGUGCAGCCCCUGAGACGACUGAAUCCCGCCGCCGCUCCUCCUCAGACACUGCAGCCUACCCAGCGGGCACUGCUGUGGGCACCCCUGGCAACGGCACUCCCUGCUCCCAGGACACAAGCUUCUCCAGUAGUCGGCAAGACACCCCUUCUUCCUUCGGCCAGUUCACCCCUCAGUCCUCGCAAGGCACCCCGUAUACAUCUCGGGGCAGCACCCCCUACUCUCAGGAUUCUGCCUACUCCAGCAGUGCGACAUCGGCCUCCUUCAAGCCGCGGCGGGCCGAGAACAGCUACCAAGACUCCUUUUCCCGCCGCCACUUCUCUGCCUCUUCAGUCCCCACCACCGCUUCUCCAGCCAUCUCAGCCACCACUGCAGCCACCGCCACCCCGUCCUCGUCCUCCUCGUUGUCUUCGUCCUCCUCCUCAUCCUCCGUUCCUUCAGCGUCUCAGUUCCGUGGCUCUGACUCCAGCUACCCAGCGUAUUAUGAAAGCUGGAAUCGCUACCAGCGCCAUGCUUCCUACCCACCCCGCCGGGGGACUCGGGAGGAGCCUGUGGGUACCCCCUUCGCUGAGAACACAGCCGAGCGCUUUCCCCCUUCCUACACCUCCUACUUGCCCCCCGAGCCCGGCCGGCCCGCUGACCAGGACUACCGUCCUCCCACCUCCGAGGCGCCCCCACCAGAGCCUCCAGAACCAGGUGGAGGCGCUGGGGGGCCCAGCCCCGAAAGAGAAGAAGCUCGGAGCUCCCCACGUCCGGCCUCCCCUGCACGCUCUGGCUCCCCGGCCCCGGAGACCACUAACGAGAGCGUGCCCUUCGCGCAGCAUAGCAGCCUGGACUCCCGCAUCGAGAUGCUGCUGAAGGAGCAGCGCUCCAAGUUUUCCUUCCUGGCCUCAGACACGGAGGAGGAGGAGGAGAGCAGCAGCACAGGUCCCGGGGCCAGAGAACCAGGGAGCGAGGUGCCUUCCGGGGCGGGUCACGGGCCCUGCACGCCCCCUCCGGCCCCAGCGAAUUUUGAGGAUGUGGCACCGACAGGGAGUGGGGACCCAGGGGCCCCCCGGGAGUCUCCCAAGGCCAACGGACAGAGCCAGGCCUCUCCAUGCUCUUCAGGCGAGGACAUGGACAUCUCGGAUGACGACAGGGGCGGCUCGCCCCCUCCAGCCCCAACACCACCCCAGCAGCCCCCACCCCCACCGCCACCCCCACCCCCGCCCCCUCCCUACCUGGCCUCCCUUCCCCUUGGCUACCCUCACCAGCCUGCCUACCUCCUCCCUCCCCGCCCCGACGGGCCCCCGCCCCCACCCCCCCACAUCUAUGACUUUGUUAAUUCUCUGGAGCUCAUGGAUCGACUUGGGGCUCAGUGGGGAGGGAUGCCAAUGUCCUUCCAGAUGCAGACCCAGAUGUUAACUCGGCUCCACCAGCUGCGGCAGGGCAAGGGGUUGACGGCUGCCUCAGCCGGGCCCCCAGGGGGCGCCUUUGGGGAGGCCUUCCUCCCCUUCGCACCCCACCAAGAGGCAGCCUAUGGCUUGCCCUAUGCGCUGUAUGCACAAGGCCAGGAAGGCCGCGGGACCUACUCCCGGGAGCCCUACCACCUGCCUUUGCCCGUGACAGCCGAGCCGCUGCUCUCCUCGGGCUCAGGAGAAGAGGCACGGCCGCCUCCCCGGGAGGAGACAGAGCUGGCUGACAGCAAGGCCCUGCAGUCAGCAGGCACUGUGGGACGCGUGCUGGCCACCCUGGUGCAAGAGAUGAAGAGCAUCAUGCAGCGAGACCUCAACCGCAAGAUGGUGGAGAAUGUGGCCUUUGGAGCCUUCGACCAGUGGUGGGAGAGCAAGGAAGAGAAGGCUAAGCCUUUCCAGAAUGCAGCCAAGCAGCAAGCCAAGGAGGAAGAUAAAGAGAAGACAAAGCUCAAAGAGCCAGGCCUGCUGUCCCUGGUAGACUGGGCCAAGAGCGGGGGCACCACAGGCAUUGAGGCCUUCGCUUUUGGAUCAGGGCUGCGUGGGGCCCUGCGGCUGCCUUCAUUCAAGGUGAAGCGGAAAGAGCCAUCAGAAAUUUCCGAGGCCAGCGAGGAAAAGCGACCCCGGCCCUCCACUCCAGCCGAGGAAGAUGAGGAUGAUCCUGAGCGGGAGAAGGAAGCUGGAGAGCCGGGCCGUCCGGGGACCAAACCUCCAAAGCGAGAGGAAGAGCGAGGCAAGACCCAGGGCAAGCAUCGCAAGUCCUUCGCCCUGGACAGUGAAGGGGAGGAGGCGUCCCAGGAGUCCUCGUCAGAGAAGGAUGAGGAAGAUGAGGAAGAAGACGAAGAAGAUGAAGAGCGGGAGGAACCUAUGGAUAGCACUAAGAAGCAGGCAGAGGCAUCCGAUGGCGAGGACGAGGAAAGCGAUUCGUCCUCCAAACAUUCUCUGUAUGCCGACUCAGAUGGUGAAAAUGGCAGCACGUCGGACUCGGACAGCAGCACUUCCUCCAGCUCCUCCUCCACCUCCUCCACCUCCUCAUCCUCCUCGUCAUCGUCAUCUGAGUCCUCGGAUGAAGAGGAAGAGGAGGAAGAGGAGAAGCCACCAACCCUUCCUUCUGCCUCACCGCCUCCCCGAGACAUCCCAGUGCUCCCAGCAGCGUUCGUGGAUGAGCCCAGGCUGGAGGGCAUCGCUGCCUCCCCCAUCACACCUGGCACCGAGCGGGAGAAGUCCCCAGCUCCAGGCCGGCCGGCAGGUCCCACUGAGGAGCCACCUCCUAGCGUGCCCCAGCCGUCCCUGCAGCCCCCAGCUGGACUUCCUGCCUCCACCCUGCGCCCUGAGGAACGCCCCUCUUCCCCUAUCCCCCUCCUGCCCCCACCCAAGAAGCGUCGGAAAACCGUCUCCUUUUCUGCUGUGGAAGAAGUGCCAGCCCCAGAGCCUCCGCCAGCCGCCCUACUGCAGGCUAAGGCUCCCAGCCCAGUCAUUCGCAAAGUUCCGCGGCCCAUAGAGCGGACCAUUCGUAACCUGCCACUGGACCACGCAUCCCUGGUCAAGAGCUGGCCCGAGGAUGUGUCCCGAGGGGGUCGGAACCGGGCUGGAGGCCGAGGCCGCUCAGCUGAAGAAGAGGAAGCUGAACCGGGCACAGAAGUGGACCUGGCUGUCCUUGCUGACCUGGCCUUGACCCCAGCCCGGCGUGGGCUAGCCACCCUGCCUACUGGUGACGACUCAGAGGCUACAGAGACCUCGGAUGAGGCCGAGCGCCCUAGCAACCUGCUCAGUCACAUCCUGCUGGAGCACAACUACGCCCUGGCCGUCAAGCCCGCGCCCUCCACGCCAGCCCCGCGACCCCCAGAGCCUGUUCCCGCCCCUGCAGCCCUCUUCAGCUCCCCAGUAGAUGAGGUCCUGGAGGCCCCUGAGGUGGUGGUGGCUGAAGCAGAGGAGCCCAAGCAGCAGCAGCAGGUACAGCAGCCACCAGAGGAAACCGGGGAGGAGGAGGAAGAGGAGGAGGAGUCCGAGUCGUCGGAGAGCAGCAGCAGCAGCAGCAGCAGCAGUGACGGCGAGGGCGCCCUCCGGCGUCGCAGCCUCCGCUCCCACACGCGGCGCCGGCGGCCACCCCUCCUGCCACCGCCACCGCCACCACCGCCACCCUCCUUCGAGCCCCGCAGUGAGUUUGAGCAGAUGACCAUCUUGUAUGACAUUUGGAAUACGGGCCUGGACUUGGAGGACAUGAGAUACCUGCGGCUCACAUAUGAGCAGCUGCUGCAGCAGACAAGCGGGGCCGACUGGCUCAAUGACACCCACUGGGUCCAGCACACCAUCACCAACCUCAACACUCCGAAACGCAAGCGGCGGCCCCUAGAUGGGCCCCGGGAACACCAGACAGGCUCGGCCCGCAGCGAGGGCUACUACCCCAUCAGCAAGAAGGAGAAGGACAAGUACCUGGACGUGUGCCCUGUGUCCGCCCGGCAGCUGGAAGGAGCAGACACUCAGGUGGGCUCUGUUGCAUUACCGCCCACAGGUACCUCCCCCCCAGCCCCUCCUGUCACUCAUCUCACUCCUGUCUCACAGGGGACUAACCGAGUGCUUUCUGAGCGCCGCUCGGAGCAGCGGAGGCUACUGAGUGCCAUCGGCACCUCUGCCGUCAUGGACAGCGACCUGCUGAAGCUAAACCAGCUCAAGUUCCGGAAGAAGAAGCUCCGAUUUGGCCGGAGCCGGAUCCAUGAGUGGGGGCUGUUUGCCAUGGAGCCCAUUGCAGCCGACGAGAUGGUCAUCGAGUACGUGGGCCAGAAUAUCCGCCAGAUGGUGGCUGACAUGCGGGAGAAGCGCUAUGUGCAGGAGGGCAUCGGCAGCAGCUAUCUGUUCCGCGUGGACCACGACACCAUCAUUGAUGCCACCAAGUGUGGCAACCUGGCGCGGUUCAUCAACCACUGCUGCACGCCCAAUUGCUACGCCAAGGUGAUCACCAUCGAGGCGCAGAAGAAGAUCGUCAUCUACUCCAAGCAGCCCAUUGGCGUGGACGAGGAAAUCACCUACGACUACAAGUUCCCGCUCGAGGACACCAAGAUCCCGUGUCUGUGCGGCACCGACAGCUGUCGGGGCUCCCUCAACUGAGGUGGGCCCGGCCCGCCGCCCGCGCCCCUAUUUAUUCCCCUUGGGUCUCCGAGCGCCCCGCACCCCCAGCCUUAGUGGGUCCAGUGGGGCCCGCACGCCCCCAUCUCCGAGUGAGGGGUUGGGGCAGCUCAGCCUCCCCCCCACCAUCACCCUGACCUCACCCUCAUUUUUUUUUCUUUGCGGAGAAGAAGCUGUAAAUGUUUUGUAGCUGCCAGCAGCUGUUUCCUGUGGAAACCUGGGGUGCCGGCCUGUACAGACCCUGUUCUUGGGGGGCUGCCCAGCCCUCAUGCUUUGUGUUAAUGGGGACUUCCCCUCGUGCCCUGCGUGCACCCCUCCCCGGUUUAGGGGUCUCUAGGGGCAGCGGCCAUGUUCUCCCCCUGGGGGGGCCCUGCGCUCCCAGUCCCAGGGACUCUGUGCCUGGAACCCUGCCUCAUUCUGUGCUCCCGCCUGACCCUGCAGGUCACCUUUGCCCCCUGCUGCUUGACCAGGGGGUCCUAGGUGAGUCUUGUGUCAGGCUGGACUGUAUAUAUGUUAAUAGCGCAAACCCAACGCCACAUUUUUAUAA
Molecule: messenger RNA, 5960 nt
Organism: Ochotona princeps (American pika)
Lineage: Eukaryota; Metazoa; Chordata; Mammalia; Lagomorpha; Ochotonidae
Gene: SETD1A
Product: SET domain containing 1A, histone lysine methyltransferase
Exons: 18
Coding region: 221-5395 (1724 amino acids)
Cellular component (GO): Set1C/COMPASS complex
Molecular function (GO): protein binding; RNA binding; histone H3K4 methyltransferase activity
Source: RefSeq, a predicted model, not a curated record